Messenger RNA from Fusarium vanettenii 77-13-4, 5322 nucleotides. RefSeq lists its product as uncharacterized. Bases 1 to 5322 code for a protein of 1773 amino acids. Gene Ontology annotation, cellular component: small-subunit processome; nucleolus. Gene Ontology annotation, molecular function: RNA binding; protein binding. The transcript is spliced from 3 exons. The record is from RefSeq and is a predicted model, not a curated record. NCBI's taxonomy places the organism in Eukaryota, Fungi, Ascomycota, Sordariomycetes, Hypocreales, Nectriaceae. Gene Ontology annotation, biological process: rRNA processing.
AUGAGCACCCUCAAGCGAAAGGAUGCCCCUGGUGGCAAUCCUCCCUCCAAGUCAGCAAAGAACACAAAGGAAGCGAGACCUUCAAAGAAAGAAGGCGGAAAGGAUGCGAAAUCCAAGUCCAAGAAGAUCGAUGAGGCGCCUGCUAAGGGCCCCGUUGUGUCGCUCUUGAAGGAGGAGGAGCCGAUGUUCCCUCGAGGUGGUGGCAAUGUCCUCACGCCUUUGGAACAAAAGCAAAUCCAGCUUGAGGCCAAGGCUGACGCUUUGCGCGACGAAGAGUUCAACACUGGCGGCAAGGCGCAGAAGAAGAAGAAGCGGAAGACGGCGCUGAAGACCGACAAGAAGACGGAGAAGAAGAAGGAAGAGGAGGAAGAUACUGUCAAGGUGGAGAGCUUAAGCUUCAAGCGGCUGGUCAAGGGCUCUCUCGUCCUUGGACAAGUCACCAAAAUCAACAACCUCGAUAUCGAAGUCGCAUUGCCGAACAACCUUACUGGUCACGUCUCUAUUGUCGCUAUUUCCGAACAACUGACGGAGCGUCUUGAGAAGGAUGCUGCUGAGAAGGACGACGAGGAGGACGACAAGGAUGAGGAUGGGAUUGACCUCGAGACCAUCUUCUCUAUUGGACAAUACGUGAGGGCCUAUGUGGUGUCUACUGUGGACGAAUCCGGAACCGGCAAGGGCAAGCGACGCAUCGAACUCUCGCUACGACCCAGCGAGGCCAAUACAGGAUUGGAGGGGGACGAUGUUGUUAUCAACACCACCGUUGCUGCAUCCAUUGUCAGCGUCCAGGACCGCGGUUUCGUUAUGGAUACAGGCAUUUCCAACCUGGGCGCUUUCCUGUCUCGAAGCGAGAUCGAUUCGAGCUUCGAUGAGCAGAGACUGCAGCCAGGUGCCGUCUUUUUGUGCCAGGUCGUCAGCAAGGGCGCCAAUGGCAAGAUUGCACAGCUGUCUCUUCAGCAGAAGAAGCUGGGCAACCCCAAGAACGUCCCCGCCGACGCCACUACUAUUAACACUUUCCUCCCCGGUACCAUUGCUGACGUUCUCGUGUCCAACACUGACCGACGAGGUUUCGCUGGCAAGAUCAUGGGUCAUCUCGAUGUUACCGCCGACCUUAUUCACUCUGGUGUCGGUCCUGCUGGUGUGAGCUUGGACUCGACCUACAAGAUUGGCUCUAGAGUUAAGGCAAGGAUUAUCUGCAACUUCCCAGCUGCUAAGGAGCCCAAGUUGGGUAUUUCUCUGCUCCCUCACAUUACAUCUCUCGAACAGAAGCGACCGACCAAGACGACCGACGCCAAGAAGCUUCCUACUACGGUCCUCCCCAUCUCCUCUUUGGUCGAGAAGUGCACAGUUCGCCAUGUCGAAGGCGAGAUCGGUCUAUUCGUCGACAUUGGUAUCCCAGGCCUGAGCGGCUUUGUCCAUAUUUCGAGAGUCAAGGACGGCAAGGUGGAGGCGCUGUACGAAUCGAGUGGCCCUUACAAGGUCGGCUCUGAGCACAAGGGCCGAGUUGUGGGAUACAACCAAGUCGAUGGCCUCUUUCAAAUAUCUUUCGAGAAGUCGGUGCUUGAGCAACAGUACCUGAGGCUCGAGGAUGUCCCGAUUGGCGCUGUCAUUACUGGCGAAGUCGAGAGGGUUCUCGUUGACGAGAAGGGAGUUAGCGGGCUGAUUCUCAAGAUUGCGGAGGGCAUUACUGGCCUCGUCCCUGAGCAGCACCUUUCUGACAUCAAGUUGCAAAACCCUGAGAAGAAGUUCCGUCCAGGCAUGAAGAUCAAGGCUCGGGUUCUGUCAACCAACUUGGUUAAGAACCAAAUGCGACUCACCUUGAAGAAGACACUAGUCAACUCGGAAGCUCCCAUCAUCAAGUCGUAUGAGGACGCUAGUGUUGGAAUGCAGGUUCCUGGCACCAUUGUCAAGAUCCAGUCUUCCGGUGCACAGAUUCAGUUCUUCGGCCCUGUCAGGGGCUUCCUGCCCAUCUCUGAGAUGAGCGAGGCCUACAUCAAGGAUCCCCAUGAGCACUUCCGCGUUGGCCAGGUUGUCAGCGUUCACGUCCUGGACGUUGAGCCUGAGUCGCAGAAGCUUAUUGUGUCUUGCAAGGAUCCUUCUGCCUUUGGCCUGGACAAGCAAAAUGCCCUCAAAAAGCUCCAGGUGGGCGUUCUUGUGUCAGGCAAGGUUUCUCAAAAGACCGAGGACCAGAUCUUUGUCGAGCUUGAUGAUGCCCAGCUGAAGGCCAUUCUUCCUGUUGGACAGCUUACUGACAAGUCGGCCUCAAAGAACCAAUAUGCUUGGAAGCGCAUCUCUGCCGGUCAGACCAUCUCCAACUUGAUGGUGCUUGAGAAGAACGAGAAGCGACGCGUGCUUAUCUUGACCCAGAAGCCAAGUCUCAUCAAGGCAUCUGAGGACCGAACCCUUCUCAAGACUUUUGAGGAUGCCAAGGAGGGCAAGGUGGUCGCCGGUUUUGUGCAAAACAUUACUCUUACUGCAGUCUUUGUGCAAUUCGCUGGCGGCGUCAGGGCACUGCUGCCCAAGUCCCGACUCCCUGCUGACGUCCAAGAGCAGCCCGACUUUGGUAUGCACAAGCUCCAGUCUAUCGAGGUCAGGAUUGUCUCUGUGAUUCCCGACCAUCGCCGCAUUGUGGUUGCCCCAGCCGACUCUGACGAGGACGACGUGGUAAAGAAGGAGAAGACCGACGUGGCUUCUGCCCCUUCGGAUAACCUCGAAUUCGGAACCGUGAUCAAGGCUAAGAUCACCUCUGUCAAGGACACUCAGCUCAAUGUGCAACUGGCCGGUAACGAUGUCCAAGGUCGAAUCGAUGUUUCCCAAGUCUUUGACACGUUUGAGGACAUCCCCGACCCCAAGGAUCCUCUUGACAAGUUCCACAAGAGACAGACACUCACUGUCCGUGUGACGGGAGUGCACAACGCCAAGGACCAUCGAUUCCUGCCUUUCUCACACCGAUCCGCGCACUCUGUGGUUGAACUGACUGCCAAGCCUAACGACAUCAAGGCGGAUUCUCUGGAGCCCCUUCAGCUUAGCAAGCUCAAGAUUGGUGACACCCACGUUGCCUAUGUCAACAACUCUAGCCCUCAAUACCUUUGGGUCAACCUUUCGCCUUCGGUCCGUGGCCGCAUCUCGGCCAUGGAGGCGUCGGAUGACCUGUCUCAACUUAAUGACCUGGAGGCCAACUUCCCUGUUGGAUCCGCCCUCAAGGUUAGGGUGAUUGCUGUUGAUCCCAAGAACAACAAACUCGACCUUUCAGCUCGUUCGUCUAGCUCGUCUGAGGCUGUCAGCUGGAGUGUUCUGAAGCAGAACAUGGUUCUCCCUGGACGAAUUACCAAGGUGAACGAGCGUCAAAUCCUGGUCAAGCUUAGCGAGCUCGUAUCUGGUGCUGUGCAUCUUCCUGACAUGGCCGAUAACUUUGACGAUGUCAACACUCUCAAGCACAACAAGGGCGAUCUUGUCCGUGUUUCUAUCGUGGAGCUGGACACAAGCAACAAGAAGAUCCGAUUGUCGAUCCGUCCUUCACGCAUCAUGAGCUCUACGUUGACGGUCAAGGACAAGGAAAUCAGCAACAUUUCUCACGUAAACCCUGGCGAUCUUGUUCGGGGCUUUGUCAAGAAUGUCUCUGAUAAGGGACUGUUCGUUCUGCUUGGUGGACAAGUUACUGGUCUUGUCAAGAUCUCAAACCUGUCUGACCGAUAUCUUAAGGACUGGAAGGAUAAUUUCCAGGUUGACCAACUUGUCAAGGCCCGAGUUAUCGCUGUUGACAGGGAAGCCAAGCGUGUUGAGCUGAGCUUGAAGUCUUCGAUUGUCGACCAAGACUACACUCCUCCUCUGACUUUUAAUGACAUCAAGGAGGGCCAGGUCGUGACAGGCAAGGUUCGAAAGGUGGAGGAUUUCGGUGCUUUCAUCCUGGUUGACAACUCUGAUAACAUCAGUGGUCUUUGCCACCGCAGUCAGAUGGCUGAGAAGCCCGUGGCUGAUGCCACCAAGCUCUACAAGGAGGGUGAUGCCGUCAAGGCUCGCAUUCUGGAGAUUGAUACCAAGAAGAGGCGAAUCUCAUUCGGCUUGAAGCCAUCACUCUUCGAGGACGAGGACACUGACAUGGACGACUCUGACCAGGGCGCUGACCUUGAUGGUGACAGUGAUGAGGAUGUUGAGAUGGGCGAGGGUGUUGAGAUUGUCGGCAUGGACAACGCUGAUGACUCGGAAGAGGAUGAGGAUGAUGACGACGAUGAUGAUGAGGAAGAGGAGGACGAAGAUGAGGAAAUGAAGGAUAAGCCAGCCAAGAAGGGCAAGGGUCUUGGAGCAGGCAAGAAGUCGGAAUGGUCGGCUGAUCCCUUUGACGAGGCAGAGUCUGACUCUGAAGAGCAAUCAAAAGACGAAGAGAAGUCAAAGAAGAAGAAGAAGCGAAGCCGGGAUGAGAUCCAGGUGGAUCGAACCGCCGAGCUCGACGCCAACGGCCCUCAGACCUCCAGCGACUACGAGCGACUGCUGCUCGGUCAGCCUGACUCUUCGGAGCUCUGGAUCGCCUACAUGGCCUUCCAGAUGCAGGUCUCUGAGCUGUCCAAGGCUCGCGAGGUCGCCGAGCGAGCCAUAAAGUCCAUCAACAUCCGGGAAGAGACUGAGAAGCUCAACGUCUGGGUUGCUUACCUCAACUUGGAGGUUGCGUACGGCAGCAAGUCGACUGUUGAGGAGGUGUUUAAGCGGGCUUGCCAGUACAACAACGAGCAGGAGGUCUACGAGCGACUGGCCAGUAUCUACAUCCAGUCUGAGAAGCUCAAGGACGCCGAUGAGCUCUUCGAGGCCAUGGUCAAGAAGUUUGGUGCCAAGGCCCCUAACGUCUGGCUCAAUUACGCCCACUUCUUGCACGUCACCCGCAACGACGCUGCUAGGGCACGAUCCUUGCUUCCCCGUGCCACGCAACAGCUCGACAGCCGACACAGCCAGAACCUCGUAAGCCGGUUCGCGGCGCUCGAGUUCCGAUCUCCCAACGGCGAGCCGGAGCGUGGACGAACCAUGUUCGAGGGUCUCCUCGCUGCCUGGCCCAAGAAGGGUGACCUCUGGGGUCAGCUCCUAGACCUCGAGUCAGGCCUCGCCGAGGCUGACCCGACAGCGGUUCGGGACGUGUUUGAGCGAAGGACACGGGUCAAGGGCUUGAAGCCCCAGCAGGCUGAGAAGUGGUUCAGACGAUGGGCCACCUGGGAGGAGAAGCUGGACCCCAAGGGCAAGGACCGGGUCAUGGCCAAGGCUCAGGAGUGGGCGGCUGCCUUCAAGGCUAAGAAGGAGGCCGAAGCUGCUGCUGCUGAGGAGGACGAGAUGGAGGAGUAG